AUGGGCGUGCCGACGGCCACCGCCACGCCUCCUCUAGCGGGAGCAGACGAGCCUCCACUGGCGGCAGCUCGACGCACGGCUGGCCCAGCAGCGGCAGCAGGCGUGGGACUCAGCUCGCAGGCGCUGGCGGAGGCGGUACCAGAAGCAGCAGCAGCAGCCCAGAGGCCUACGCCGCCGGCACCGCCGCCCACCAACGGCAGCACCAGCAGUAGCAGCGGCGGCGUCAGCGGCGUGGUUGGCACCGCCCCUCAGCAGCGGCAGAGCCCCCGGCAGUCGCCAUCGCUGCGCAUGCUGCUCAGCCAGCAGCGCAAGCAGCUGCCGCAGCAGCCCGCCUGGCCGCAGCAAGGGCAGCAGGGGCAACAGGCGCAGCAGCUGGCGCCGCGCCGGGGGCAGCCCGCUUUCCUGUCUUACAGCCAGCAGCGGCAGCAGCACGAGCAGGGCCAGAUUCUGCAGCAGCAGUACUUCCGCCAGCAGCACCUGCGCGUGCCUUACUGGGUGCGCGCGGUGGCAGAGGAGAUGCUGCAGGCGGUGGCGGCGGUGGAUGCAGCGGGCGGCGCCGGCGCCGGCGCCAGCGGCAUUGCGGGGCUUGGCAUCUACGACCCACCUCAGGCGCUAAUGGAUCAGCUCCACCCCCUGCUGCCGCCUUUUGUUGACUCCACGGCACAGCAGCAGCCGCUGCCGCCCCCGCAGCAGGCUGCGGAGCAGCAGGCAGAUGAGGAUGAACCGGGAGAAUCGCUGGCGGCAGAGCAGCAGCAGCAGCAGCAGCAGCAGGAGGAGCUGGCUGAGGAGCAGCAAGAGGAGGAGGAGCUGGAGGAGGAGGAGGAGCAGGAGCAGGAGCCCCUGCCACAAGAGGCGGCGGCUGAAGCGGGCGACAUCUUUGCUGCCGAGCUGGCCAGGAUUCUGAGCCACUAUGAGCAAAGCUCUUCAGAGGCAGCAGCAGCAGCAGCAGCAGAGGAGGAGGAGAGUGUAGACGGAGCAGUGCCCGUUGGAACUAGCGCAGAGGGGACGAGCGUCGGCAGCGAAGCCAGCAGCGGCACCACCAGCGUGGCGGAGCCUGCCGAGGCGGCGGCCUCUGGUGCCGCCUCCGACGCCGCGCGGUCCCAGCCCAGGCAGCGCCGUGUGGACGACGGCGGCUUCCUGCUGCUGCUGCGAGCCGUGGCGCUCAUGGCAAGCCGCCGCCGCUGCCGCUGCCACUGCUGCUGCUGCUGCCGCCAUACUAUGCUUCUGGGAGACGGGAUGCGGGGGGCGAUAGCGCUGCUGCUGGCUGCCGACGCGGGCGGCGGCGGCUACCCCACGCGCUCCAACGACAUCAUGGCAGCCAUGCUGAAGCUGGCCAACAGCCUGCUGGAGGACGAGGCGGCGGUGGUGCUGGUGCAUCUGGCGAAGCAGUGGGGUGUGGAGCUGGACAGGGGCAUGUGGCAACACGUGCUGGAUGUGUGCGCCAAGGCGGGCAAGGCUGAGGUGGUGCUGGCGAUGAUGCAGGAGAUGGAGGCGCGCGGCCUGCCCCCCGACAGCGUGGCGCACACCAUCCUGGUGAUGGCGCACGAGAAGGCGGGGGCGUGGCGCGAGGCGCUGGCCGCCUACCGACACAUGCGCGACCGCGGCCUGGAGCGCAACAGCUUCACCUACAGGCGCGCCCUGGCCGGCAGCGGGCCGGGCCCUGCAUUUCUGUGGGCCGGGGGCGGCGCCGCCGCGGGUGGAAGUGCCGGCAGGAAUCCCCAGUCGGGCUGCCAGGCCAGCCCCGUGUCGCCUCGCCUCGCCUCGCCUGCCCACGCCGCCUGCCUGGCGCUGGUGUCUGCCCUGGUGGGCGCCGACCGGCUGGGCGACGCGUGCGAGGUGCUGGACUGGAUGGCAGAUGACGGCGUGGCGGGGAACGCGGUGGUGUACCAGACCCUCAUCAACGCCUUUUUGGAGCGGGACCGCCAGGACAAGGUGGACUGGCUGCUGGAGCGCAUGCGGCGCGACGGCAGGGGGAGGGCCCCCGGCGCGGCGCGCUGGCCCGCCGUGCUGCGCAUCAUCCACGGCAUGCAGAUGGGGCUGCCCAACUACCGGGACACGCAUGUGCAGACCGUGGCCGUAUCUGUGGCGGCCAAGGAUGGGCGGCUGGAAGAUGCGCUGGCGGUGUACCGCCUGAUGCUGCAGGACGGGGUGCAGCCCAAGGCGCCCACCUUCAACGCAUUGAUCGCCGCGUGCAUGCGUGCGGGGCAGCCCGCCAAGGGCUUCCGCUUCCUGGAGGUCAUGCAGGGCAUGGGGGCGGAUGUGGUGACUGUGUCCACCCUCAUCGCCUGCUGCGAGCGCCUGGGCGACUGGCAGCGGGCGCGGGAUGUGUGGCAGUGGAUGGUGGACCAGGGGCUGGAGCCAGACACCAUCUGCUACAACACCAUGAUCUCCUGCAUGGAGCGUUGCAACCAGCCGGACCGCGCGCUGGCGGUGUUUGAGCAGAUGUCGGAGGCCGGCGUGGCUGGCAGCAGCGCCACCUACGCCACCCUCUGUGACGUCUUUGCCAAGCAAGGCAACUGGGCCAAGCUGCGCACCGCGGUGCAGGUCAAAGAGUGGAUGGAGGCGCAGGGCGAGGACCCCGCGCAGCUGACGUACGCGGAGCUCAUGGUGCGUGCCUCCGAGGGCGGCAACUGGAAGCGCGCGCUGGAGCUGUUUGAAGGCAUGGAGAGCAGCCUGACCAUCAGCGGCAGCCAGCCCAACGCCGUCACCUACUCUGCCGCCAUCAUCGCCUGCGCACGCCUGGCCGACUGGCAGCGCGCCGUGGAGCUCAAGGACCAGAUGCUGGCCAGGGGCCUGCCCGCCUCGCCCAUCGUGUACAACAGCGUGCUGGCGGCGUGCGAGGCGUCGCGCCAGCUGGACGCGGCACUGGACCUGCUGGAUGAGAUGCGGGUGGCGGGGGUGCCGCGGGACCAGUACACAUACUCCACCCUCAUGUCAUGCUGCUACCACGGCGAGGGGCACCUGGGGCCCGCCAUGCGCCUGUUCCAAGAGAUGCAGGAGGAGGGGCUGACGCCCAACAUAGUCGUGGUCAACGCCCUGCUCAGCGUGUGCGCCACGGUGGGCGACGCCGACGCCGCCUCCCGCGUCUACAGGCACGCCACCGGCGCCCUGGGCAUGCCUGCCGACGAGAUCACGAUGCACUGCAUGAUGGAGGUGAUAGGGCGGGCGGGGCGCUGGGCGGAGGGCCUCGCCUUCUUCGCCGCCUCGUACCGCGAGCAGGGCAGCUACCGAGGCGUGCUGCAGCUGGACCUCAGCAAGCCAGACACGGCAGCCCAGCUGGACCUUCACUUUCUGUCGGUGGUGGGCGCGCGCAUCGUGCUGCGCGGCUGGCUGCUGCACCUCAAGCGCCGCGCGCUGCGGGGCGAGCAGCUGGACCCCGGGUUCAAGUUCCGCAUCGUGACAGGCUGGGGCCGUAACAGCGCCAACAACGUGCCGCGGCUGAAGCCCGAGGUGGGGCGCAUGCUGCAGCAGGAGAUGGGGCCGGCGCUGGCGCUGCUGGAGCCCGCCUCCAACCUGGGCGUGUACCAUGUGGAGCAGAGGAGCAUGUACGACUGGCUUCUCAACGAGGCGCAGCUGGGUUUUGAUGCCCGGGAGGAGGAGGAGGCGUGGCUGGUGAUGGAGCAGCUGCACGCAUACCAGCAGCAGGAGAAGCGGCGGAAGGGGCCAGCGGCGCAGCAGCGGCCCGAGCAGCGCCAGCCCGCGCCGCUGGGCAGUGCUGGUCUGCAGCCGCGGUACGAGGGGGUGGCGUGGAUGCCGCCCUCGGCGCAGCCAGCUGCCUCCAGCGGUGAGGAGGAGGCGCAGGCCGAGGCGAUGUGA
Messenger RNA from Chlorella variabilis, 3816 nucleotides. RefSeq lists its product as hypothetical. The coding region runs from base 1 to 3816 and encodes 1271 amino acids. The record is from RefSeq and is a predicted model, not a curated record. The transcript is spliced from 24 exons. Gene Ontology annotation, molecular function: protein binding. NCBI's taxonomy places the organism in Eukaryota, Viridiplantae, Chlorophyta, Trebouxiophyceae, Chlorellales, Chlorellaceae.